AUGUGCUAUGUGUCGUGCAAUGGCAUGGACUUGACAACAAUUCCAGCAGUUCACUUGCAAAUACACGUUAAGGAACUGGAUAUUUCCUGCAAUGUCAUCUCACAGAUCAAGUUGACAGACUUAAGCAAUAUCUUGAGUUUAAGAGCGCUAAAUCUGUCGAGCAACAACAUCUCUAGCAUAGAUGAUGGCCCUUUUCAAGAGCUAAUUCACCUACGCGAACUCUACAUGUCUAGCAAUCGACUAAAGCAUGUAACUAAAGGCUGUCUAAGGGGACUAGUUAGCCUCUCUGUGCUGCGAUUUGAUGGAAACGAAAUAGAGCAAAUUGAUCCGUCUGCUUUUGUUUCACUUCAAAAUUUGACUCAUGUGAAUCUGGCAAAGAACCGACUCACUCGCAUGGAGUCUGUGAAGACUAUACUAGACUUACCAAAUUUAUUUGAGCUCAUAAUUGAAUACAACUAUAUCACCAGUUUCGUGUCUCAUAACCUUUCAAGUAAACCAUUGCAACUACAGAGACUUGAUUUAUUUUUAAACCCACUGAAUACAUUUCAGAUAACAAACAAUGUCCUACCACAUCUCCGCUUUCUGUCUAUCUCCCGAGGUUAUGUAGGGCCUCUCCAAUGGAAUAUAAGACUGACAGUUAGACAUUCACAGAUAACCAAAUUCAACUAUACUACACAUGUUCUACCCACACUUUCACAGCUUGACUUUUCCAACAACAAUAUAAACCAAGUCACAUGUUCUGAUUUCAGUAAUUUAACCCUUUUGAAAAGGCUAGACCUACAUCGCAACCAAAUUUACAAUCUUAGCAAUUGUACUUUCCAAAAUCUACAGAACUUGCAGGUGUUAAAAUUGGGGUUAAAUAAUCUAAUAGAUGUGAGACAUAUAUUUAAUGACUAUCUUCCGAAACUAAAUAUUUUGGACUUGCACAGCAAUAAGAUAAGUACACUGCUUGAAGGGACUUUCAAAGGACUCUGUGCUCUUCAACAUCUGAGCAUUUACGAUAAUCAAAUAAACAGUAUAUCAGAAAAUGCUUUUGAAGGACUACACAAUUUAAAGGAAUUGGUCCUUACUGGCAACCACCUGAAUCAAAACACAUUUACCUCUCCAGACAUUUUUAAAGGUCUGGAGAGCCUGGAAGAGCUGAAUUUAAAUGACAAUUACAUAACGUUCGACAGACGUUUUAAAUUUCCACCUUUUGCAAUGUUAAAGUCCCUGAAAAAGCUCUUUGUUGCUGACCAGAGACGGGGCAUGACCAACUUGCCUUGUAACUUGCUGGAAGGCCUGAGCUCCUUGACCUCAUUUCAUGGAUCCAAUCUCAACAUCCAGUAUGUCUGCCCAGAGACUUUCUCAUACACUCCCAAACUUCAGUACCUGGACCUUAGCAAUAAUGCAUUUAUGAUGGAUAAUUCUUUAUCUUCAAGGGUAUUCCAUCCCAUUCUUGCACUGUCUGAGCUCAAUUUAGAACAAAGCUUACUAACAUCACUAAACUUUGUAAUUGAUGCAAACCUUUCUCAACUCACAAAACUUCAGAUCAAAAACAAUCAGCUACAAGUUAUCAAUCAGACUAUAAUUGAAUUCCUUCCUAAUCUAAGAAAUGUUGACAUUCGAAACAACAAAUUCAUUUGUGACUGUAGCAACGAGUGGUUACUUCACUGGGCCAAUACAUCAGCACAGACCCAGGUAUUAUACUUUAAUCAAUAUCAGUGUAGCUAUCCCCCAGCAGCCCAAGGUCAAUACCUGGAAGACUUCAAGACAAGCUCCUGCACCUUAGAUUUGGAGUUCAUUUACUUUGUAGGUAGCUCAUCUCUGGUGAUUGCUACGCUCUUGGUGUCUUUCACGUACGAUUUUGUGCGAUUUCAGCUGGUCUACGCAUACUACCUGCUCUUAGCCUACCUCUACGACAGCAAGAGGCAGCGGAGACAGAGACAACAUGGCUUACUCUAUGAUGCCUUCGUCUCCUACAACUCCCAAGAUGAACUUUGGGUCCUUCAGGAACUGCUGCCACAUCUGGAGACCGAACAAGGAUGGAGACUGUGUCUCCACCACCGGGACUUUGAGCCAGGCAAGCCCAUCAUUGACAACAUUGUGGACGGCAUCUACAGCAGCCGAAAGACCAUCUGCGUGGUGACGCGGAACUACUUGAGGAGCGAGUGGUGCUCCAAGGAGAUUCAGGUGGCCAGCUUCCGGCUGUUUGACGAGAACAAUGAUGUGCUCAUCCUGGUCUUGUUGGAAGACAUCCCUGCACAACAGCUGUCCCCGUACCACAGGAUGCGAAAGCUGGUUAAGAAGCAGACGUAUCUCUGCUGGCCAAAACAUGGAGAGGAUAAGAGAAUCUUCUGGGAGAAACUACGAAUGGCUAUGAGUGCUAAUACGGAAGACAAUCACAUUCUGUAA
This is a messenger RNA of Engraulis encrasicolus (European anchovy), 2394 nucleotides long. Its product is annotated as toll-like receptor 13. The transcript is spliced from 3 exons. The coding region runs from base 1 to 2394 and encodes 797 amino acids. Gene Ontology annotation, biological process: inflammatory response; toll-like receptor signaling pathway; immune response. Lineage: Eukaryota; Metazoa; Chordata; Actinopteri; Clupeiformes; Engraulidae. Gene Ontology annotation, cellular component: plasma membrane. The record is from RefSeq and is a predicted model, not a curated record. Gene Ontology annotation, molecular function: protein binding; transmembrane signaling receptor activity.